CAAAGACCGUGGUUAGCAUGUCGCUAGCAGACCAAGUCAUAAAUUUAUUUUUAGACAUAUGAUAUUUGUCCACAGUGUUACGACGUACACCUACGUUUCAGUUAGCAGAGUGCUUUUGCCGUUAAUAUUACAGUUGUAAAAGCUGCGUACUUGUUGGGCUCUGUAGCUAACGUUAACGUUAGCUCGUUAGCUGAAGUUAUGAAUUUAGCUAACUAAUUUAGCUUAAAGCAAUACAGUCUGCGUGAAACACAACUGUUCAAGGUCGAAGUAUGGCGGAUGACCCUCAGAGAAAUUUCCGCUCUGCAUAUUAUGAGAAAGUCGGCUUCAGAGGGGUGGAGGAGAAGAAAUCUCUGGAAAUACUUCUCAAGGAUAAUCCUCUUGAUCUAGAAAAGCUGAGCACCUUCAGUCAGAGGUUCCCCCUACCCUCUAUGUACAGAAUUCAUGUGUGGAAAGUUUUGUUGGGCAUCCUACCUCCCCACAGUGACUCUCACACUCUGGUGGGAGGCUACAGGAAGGAGCAGUACCAGGACAUCCUGGAGGCUCUGGAGGUGAUGAGAUACAUCAACUCGUCCACACCCUCCACCCACGUCUACCUGCGCAUGUUCCAGCUGGAGAGCCAGGUGCUCCCACGGUGCUCUGAGACCUCUGCUCCGGAUGAAGAGAACGAUGACUUCCUCUCCAUCGGUCGAGCAAUGGAGGAGAUCGUAGAUGAUCCUAUCGACUGCUAUUGGCUGAUCAAGUGUUUCGUUAAUCAGUUCCACACAAAGUUCGGAGACUCGGUACCCCACCUUCCGAAGAGCCUGGAGCAUUAUCUGAGUCAGGAGGAACCGCGGCUGCUGAACCAUCUGAAGAACACCGGAGCCCUGGCUCGGCUGCCCUACAGCCUCUGGUUCAGACGCUGCUUUGCUGGCUGCCUGCCAGAAUCAAGCCUGCAGAGGGUGUGGGACAAGGUGAUCAGCGGCUCCUGUAAGAUCCUGGUGUUUGUGGCCUUGGAGAUUCUGCUCAGCUAUAAAAUCAUAUUGAUGGGUAUCAACCGGCCUGAAGGAGUGGUCAGGUUUCUGUGCAAUAUACCACAGGAAAACACAGACGCCAUUGUGACUAAAGCCAUUGACUUGUGGCACAAAUAUUGUGGAACUCCAGUGCACGCUGUAUAGCUCCACGAAGCUCCACAAACAUCUGGGCUCAGAGUUGAGGUGCUUUGACAAGAUGAACCAGGAUUGGCUCUUAACUCCACUGAGAGACCAACAGACUGUGUCAGUGGGGAUUUGUGUCUGCAUGACUGAACUGAAAACUCAUCACAGGCUACUUCCAAGAAGCACGAGGACUUGAGAGCCAAUUUUCAUAAUGACAAGAAGGUGCUCAGCUUUCCCCCAAGAAUAUGAUGAACUCUCUGUGGAGAGGACUUGACCACAUGAACACUGUAAACAGCUGCAGUACACAGCGGAUGCACAAAGUCUGUUUGGGAAAAAGGCAAGGAAGCAUAAACUUAUUUUUUUUAAUAAGUUUCUUUCUUUAAGAAACUGCAUACAUCAUAGAAGACUCACAAUAAAUUAAUACCCACAUGCAGUUUUUUCUGCUUUACAAAAAAACAUGUGAAAAGUCUCACUUACUUUCUUUGCUAUGUACAAGUCUUAUAAUUCUGAGAACAUUUUUAAACAUACAAGAGACAGUAAUGUUACUGACGCUUGUACGUACACACACACUCACUCAGACACACAGUCAGAACACACAACAGAUCAACCAGUUCUCCCAAUAAUAUGGUCAAAACUGCUAAUUCAUGAACCUAGUAUGGACUGUAAACAAUAAAAAACAAAAAGUAAGGUGGCAGGGUUUCAUAUUCUGUACCGCCAAAGGUUUGUCUCAGACAAUAAAAAAUGAAAUACAAAAAAAUGUCUUCUUUUCUUGUAGUUCGGCAGAGAGUUCGGCAACAUUUUACUGUGUCUACAGAUGAUAUUCUGUAUCAAACAAAACAAGUUAAUUUGGCAACUUUUAAAUCCCUGUAAACAAUACUGUAGGCACAGCGACACAGUGAGUUACUGAACUCUCAACAGCAGUCACUCUGGGAUGCAUUCAAGAUCGCGACUUCCACAGCAAGUCAAGUUGCUUUGGUUUAAAAAGGGGAUCUGAAGUCUGAAAAGUGUUUUGAGCUCUUGGAUGCAGCCCAUAAACUGAUGGACAAAUGAAGAGAAAAUCUGAAAUUAUUGCUCAGUUGAUUGGUGUGUAUGUAUUAGGAGAAUUUUAUUUCUACUGUCACUGGCUUGUAGAGAGCAUCUGGGGACUCUGAUUAGGAUUUUAGGAAAUUUUGGCUUAAGAUUCAGCUGCCUACAACAGCAUAAGCUGUUGUAAAGAUUUUAAUUCUCACAAAAUGAGAAAUCAUUAUUGAGAUGUCAUCUGUGGAACAAAACUGUGCCAACACAAGCAUGGCCCCAUGGCAAGAAAGUUCAUUUGAGAAAAGAAUGAGAACAUGGUGAAAGGCAAGAAAAUCCCUGCGUAAAAACAAAGUCCCAUCUUUACCUCCUUCUGUUCCCAUCUUUAUAAUU
Molecule: messenger RNA, 2540 nt
Organism: Epinephelus fuscoguttatus (brown-marbled grouper)
Lineage: Eukaryota; Metazoa; Chordata; Actinopteri; Perciformes; Serranidae
Gene: tbc1d7
Product: TBC1 domain family, member 7
Exons: 8
Coding region: 270-1154 (294 amino acids)
Biological process (GO): activation of GTPase activity; negative regulation of TOR signaling
Molecular function (GO): GTPase activator activity
Source: RefSeq, a predicted model, not a curated record